Molecule: messenger RNA, 1005 nt
Organism: Pogona vitticeps (central bearded dragon)
Lineage: Eukaryota; Metazoa; Chordata; Lepidosauria; Squamata; Agamidae
Gene: CLIC1
Product: chloride intracellular channel 1
Source: RefSeq, a predicted model, not a curated record
CGUGGCCCGAGCGGCGGAGGGAAGUUGGUGGAAGUUGCGAGCGAGUCUUUUUUGGCUCGAACGCCUCUCGCCUGCGCGGGUCCCCCCCCUUCCCUCCUGCUCCCACCCCAUUGAAACCGCGCUUUCUGGUUGCAACCCCCUCGGGAAGAGUGCUUGCCAGAGGUCUUCUUUCCCCGCUCCCACCGGAUCCCGUCAUGGCCGAAGAACAGCCUCAGGUCGAACUGUUUGUAAAGGCUGGCAGUGAUGGAGCCAAAAUUGGGAACUGCCCUUUUUCCCAGCGUCUCUUCAUGGUCCUUUGGCUCAAAGGAGUGACCUUCAAUGUAACCACAGUGGACACCAAAAGGCGGACUGAGACAGUACAAAAACUAUGUCCCGGAGGCCAGCUGCCGUUCCUGAUGUAUGGCACCGAGGUCCACACAGACACCAACAAAAUUGAGGAAUUUCUGGAAGAAGUUCUGUGCCCUCCCAAGUACCCCAAGCUGGCUGCCCGUAACCCUGAGUCCAACACCGCUGGCCUUGAUGUCUUUGCCAAGUUCUCUGCCUACAUCAAGAACUCGAACCCAGCACUCAAUGCCAACCUUGAGAAAGGUUUGCUGAAAGCGUUGAAGGUGCUGGACGUGUAUUUGAUGACACCACUACCUGACGAGGUGGACGAAAACAGCGCUGAAGAUGAGGGCCAGUCCAACCGCAAAUUCCUGGAUGGGGAUAAACUCACGCUGGCGGACUGCAACCUGCUGCCGAAGCUGCAUAUUGUUAAGGUGGUAUGCAAGAAAUACCGUGACUUUAGCAUCCCGGAGGAAUUCCGUGGCAUCCACCGCUAUCUCAAGAACGCUUACGCCCGCGAGGAGUUUGCCAGUACUUGCCCAGACGAUGACGAGAUUGAAUUAGCUUAUGAGCUGGUGGCCAAAGCUUUGAAAUAAACUUCUGAGAAGAGUACGAAAGGGACGUGGGGCUUCCGUGGCGGGUUGUUUGGAUUGGGCCCGUCGUCGGAAGGUGGUUUUUUUU